This is a messenger RNA of Miscanthus lutarioriparius, 2409 nucleotides long. The record is from the annotation of a GenBank genome assembly. NCBI's taxonomy places the organism in Eukaryota, Viridiplantae, Streptophyta, Magnoliopsida, Poales, Poaceae.
AUGGCUGCCAAGCUGACUCGCCUCCACAGUCUCCGCGAACGCCUUGGUGCCACCAUCUCCUCUCAUCCCAAUGAGCUGAUUGCACUCUUUUCCAGGUAUGUUAACCAGGGCAAGGGAAUGCUUGAGCGCCAUCAACUGCUUACUGAGUUUGAUGCCCUGCUUGAUAGUGACAAGGAGAAGUAUGCACCCUUUGAAGACUUUCUUCGUGCUGCUCAGGAAGCAAUUGUGCUGCCCCCAUGGGUUGCACUUGCUAUCAGGCCAAGGCCUGGUGUCUGGGAUUACAUUCGAGUGAAUGUAAGUGAGUUGGCUGUGGAGGAGCUGAGUGUUUCUGAGUACUUGACAUUCAAGGAACAGCUGGUGGAUGGAAAUUCCAACAGAAACUUUGUGCUUGAGCUUGAUUUUGAGCCCUUCAAUGCCACGUUCCCUCGUCCUUCCAUGUCAAAGUCCAUUGGAAAUGGAGUGCAAUUCCUUAACCGACACCUGUCUUCCAAGUUGUUCCAGGACAAGGAGAGCCUGUACCCGUUGCUGAAUUUCCUCAAAGCCCAUAACUACAAGGGCACGACGAUGAUGUUGAAUGACAGAAUUCAGAGCCUUCGUUGGCUCCAGUCCUCCCUUAGAAAGGCAGAAGAGUAUCUACUGAGUGUCCCUCAAGACACUCCCUACUCAGAGUUCAACCAUAGGUUCCAAGAGCUUGGCUUGGAGAAGGGUUGGGGUGACACUGCAAAGCGCGUACUUGACACACUCCACUUGCUUCUUGACCUUCUUGAGGCCCCUGAUCCUGCCAAUUUGGAGAAGUUCCUUGGAACUAUACCAAUGAUGUUCAAUGUUGUUAUCCUGUCUCCUCAUGGCUACUUUGCCCAAUCCAAUGUGCUUGGAUACCCUGACACUGGUGGUCAGGUUGUGUACAUUUUGGAUCAAGUCCGUGCUUUGGAGAAUGAGAUGCUUCUUAGGAUUAAGCAGCAAGGCCUUGACAUCACCCCGAAGAUCCUCAUUGUUACCAGGCUGUUGCCUGAUGCUGUUGGGACUACGUGCGGUCAGCGGCUGGAGAAGGUCAUUGGAACUGAGCACACAGACAUUAUUCGUAUUCCAUUCAGAAAUGAGAAUGGUAUUCUCCGCAAGUGGAUCUCUCGUUUUGAUGUCUGGCCAUACCUGGAGACAUACACUGAGGAUGUUGCCAGUGAAAUAAUGUUAGAAAUGCAGGCCAAGCCUGACCUUAUUGUUGGCAACUACAGUGAUGGCAACCUAGUCGCCACUCUGCUCGCGCACAAGUUGGGAGUUACUCAGUGUACCAUUGCCCAUGCCUUGGAGAAAACCAAAUAUCCCAACUCAGACAUAUACUUGGACAAAUUUGACAGCCAAUACCACUUCUCAUGCCAGUUCACAGCUGACCUUAUUGCCAUGAAUCACACUGAUUUCAUCAUCACCAGUACAUUCCAAGAAAUAGCGGGAAGCAAGGACACUGUGGGGCAGUAUGAGUCCCACAUUGCGUUCACUCUUCCUGGACUUUACCGUGUUGUCCAUGGCAUUGAUGUUUUUGAUCCCAAAUUCAACAUUGUCUCUCCUGGAGCAGACAUGAGUGUUUACUACCCAUACACUGAAACUGACAAGAGACUCACUGCCUUCCAUCCUGAAAUUGAGGAGCUCAUCUACAGCGAUGUUGAGAACAAUGAGCACAAGUUUGUGUUGAAGGACAAGAACAAGCCGAUCAUCUUCUCAAUGGCUCGUCUUGACCGUGUGAAGAACAUGACAGGCUUGGUUGAGAUGUAUGGUAAGAAUGCACGCCUGAGAGAAUUGGCAAACCUUGUGAUUGUUGCUGGUGACCAUGGCAAGGAAUCGAAGGACAGGGAGGAGCAGGCAGAGUUCAAGAAGAUGUACAGUCUCAUUGAUGAGUACAACUUGAAGGGCCAUAUCCGGUGGAUCUCAGCUCAGAUGAACCGUGUCCGCAAUGCGGAGUUGUACCGCUACAUUUGUGACACGAAGGGAGCAUUUGUGCAGCCUGCAUUCUAUGAAGCAUUCGGCCUGACUGUCAUUGAGUCCAUGACGUGCGGUUUGCCAACAAUUGCAACCUGCCAUGGUGGUCCUGCUGAAAUCAUUGUGGACGGGGUGUCUGGUUUGCACAUUGAUCCUUACCACAGUGACAAGGCUGCAGAUAUCUUGGUCAACUUCUUUGAGAAGUGCAAGUCAGAUCCAAGCUACUGGGACAAGAUCUCACAGGGUGGACUGCAGAGAAUUUAUGAGAAGUACACCUGGAAGCUCUACUCCGAGAGGCUGAUGACCCUGACUGGUGUAUACGGAUUCUGGAAGUAUGUGAGCAAUCUGGAGAGGCGCGAGACUCGCCGCUACCUUGAGAUGUUCUAUGCUCUGAAAUACCGUAGCCUGGCAAGUGCUGUUCCAUUGUCCUACGACUAG